This is a messenger RNA of Sporisorium graminicola, 558 nucleotides long. RefSeq lists its product as uncharacterized. Lineage: Eukaryota; Fungi; Basidiomycota; Ustilaginomycetes; Ustilaginales; Ustilaginaceae. The record is from RefSeq and is a predicted model, not a curated record. The transcript has 2 exons. The coding region runs from base 1 to 558 and encodes 185 amino acids.
AUGCAAGCUCCCACCACGACCACCACUUCUGCCAAUACUACCACCCCAAACAACCUCAACAAGAUGCUCUCGCUCUUCCGCAAGUCUUCCAAGUCGUCCAGCUCCUCGUCGACCGAAGUGAUGGUCGGCGCCAAUGCUUCGGAGACGACGCUGGUUUCGUCUGCCAAGCCGUCUGCUCCGAGCAAGCCUAAGCGCGAGUACACGUACAAGCCCGAGUUCACGGGCAUGGGCGCUCUCGGCGGUAUGCCCGCCCUCGGAGGCCACAUGUUCUUCGAACCCCCCUCGCCCACCGAAUCCUCCACCAGAAGCAACAGCAAAAAGAACCCUGUCGACCCCGUCGGCAAGCUGGUCCCCACCCAGCCUUUCAAGUCGGCCCCCUCGGCAUCGUUUGUCAACGAACGCUUGAACACCGUUAAGGCGAGGCAAUCGUUCGAGACGUUCACCACGACGGUAGCAUCCACCUCCCCGCGCUCUUCGCAGGAAGACGCUACCUCGUAUCAAAGGAAGCUGCCCAAGCAGCCUAAGUCGUUCUUCAACAACUCCUUCAGCAAUACCUGA